Molecule: messenger RNA, 2698 nt
Organism: Balaenoptera ricei (Rice's whale)
Lineage: Eukaryota; Metazoa; Chordata; Mammalia; Artiodactyla; Balaenopteridae
Gene: RNF19B
Product: ring finger protein 19B
Exons: 9
Coding region: 141-2339 (732 amino acids)
Biological process (GO): protein polyubiquitination; positive regulation of proteasomal ubiquitin-dependent protein catabolic process; ubiquitin-dependent protein catabolic process
Cellular component (GO): cytoplasm; ubiquitin ligase complex
Molecular function (GO): zinc ion binding; ubiquitin conjugating enzyme binding; ubiquitin protein ligase activity
Source: RefSeq, a predicted model, not a curated record
CACUUCGUCGCUGACUCUCGGUUUCUAUCUCUGGGAGGGCGGCUGAGGCGGCGGCAGCGGUCGGGACGCCGGCUGAAGGGGCGCUGAGGCGUGAGCUGUGGCGGCGCUGGGCGCCCCUCGCUCCUCGGCCUCUGGGGGCCAUGGGCUCCGAGAAAGACUCCGAGUCGCCGCGGUCUACAUCCCUGCACGCGGCUGCGCCCGACCCCAAGUGCCGCAGCGGCGGCCGGCGCCGGCGCCUCACCUUCCACAGUGUCUUCUCCGCCUCGGCCCGCGGCCGCCACGCCCGGGCCAAGCCGCAGGCCGAGCCGCCACCCCCGGCCGCGCCGCCGCCGAUCGCCCCGGCCCCUGCCGCGGCCCAGGCCCCGCCGCCUGAGGCGCUGCCCGCCGAGCCGGCCGCCGAGGCCGAGGCGGAGGCCGCGGCGACGGCGGGGCCCGGGUUAGACGAUGAGGAGGCGGCGGAGGGCGGCGGCUCGGGCCCGGAGGAGGUGGAGUGUCCGCUGUGCCUGGUGCGGCUGCCGCCCGAGCGGGCCCCGCGCCUCCUCAGUUGUCCGCACCGCUCGUGCCGGGACUGCCUCCGCCACUACCUGCGCCUGGAGAUCAGCGAGAGCCGGGUCCCCAUCAGCUGCCCCGAGUGCAGCGAGCGACUCAACCCGCACGACAUCCGCCUGCUGCUCGCCGACCCACCACUCAUGCACAAGUACGAGGAGUUCAUGCUGCGCCGCUACCUGGCCUCGGACCCCGACUGCCGCUGGUGCCCGGCCCCGGACUGCGGGUAUGCUGUUAUUGCCUAUGGCUGUGCCAGCUGCCCAAAGCUGACCUGUGAGAGGGAAGGCUGCCAGACUGAGUUCUGUUACCACUGCAAGCAAAUAUGGCAUCCAAAUCAGACAUGCGAUAUGGCCCGUCAGCAGAGGGCGCAGACAUUGCGAGUUCGGACCAAGCACACUUCAGGUCUCAGUUAUGGGCAAGAAUCUGGACCAGCAGAUGACAUCAAGCCAUGCCCACGAUGCAGUGCUUACAUUAUCAAGAUGAAUGAUGGAAGCUGUAAUCAUAUGACCUGUGCAGUGUGUGGCUGUGAAUUCUGUUGGCUUUGUAUGAAGGAGAUCUCAGACUUGCAUUACCUCAGCCCCUCUGGCUGUACAUUCUGGGGCAAGAAACCAUGGAGCCGUAAGAAGAAAAUUCUUUGGCAGCUGGGCACAUUGAUUGGCGCUCCAGUGGGGAUAUCCCUCAUUGCUGGCAUUGCCAUUCCUGCCAUGGUCAUUGGCAUUCCUGUUUAUGUUGGCAGGAAGAUUCAUAGCAGGUAUGAGGGAAGGAAAACCUCCAAACAUAAGAGGAAUUUGGCUAUCACAGGAGGAGUGACUUUGUCGGUCAUUGCGUCCCCAGUUAUUGCUGCAGUUAGUGUUGGUAUUGGUGUCCCUAUUAUGCUGGCUUAUGUUUAUGGGGUUGUGCCCAUUUCUCUCUGUCGUGGAGGUGGCUGUGGAGUUAGUACGGCCAAUGGAAAGGGAGUGAAAAUUGAGUUUGAUGAAGAUGAUGGCCCAAUCACAGUGGCAGAUGCCUGGCGAGCCCUCAAGAAUCCCAGCAUUGGGGAAAGUAGCAUUGAAGGUCUAACUAGCGUAUUGAGCACCAGUGGAAGCCCUACAGAUGGACUCAGUGUUGUGCAAGGUCCAUACAGCGAAACAGCCAGCUUUGCAGCCCUCUCAGGGGGCACACUGAGUGGUGGCAUUCUUUCCAGUGGCAAGGGAAAAUACAGCAGGUUAGAAGUCCAAGCCGAUGUCCAAAAGGAAAUUUUCCCCAAAGACACAGCCAGUCUUGGUGCAAUUAGUGACAACGCAAGCACUCGUGCUAUGGCCGGUUCCAUAAUCAGUUCCUACAACCCACAGGACAGAGAAUGCAACAAUAUGGAAAUCCAAGUGGACAUUGAAGCCAAACCAAGCCACUAUCAGCUGGUGAGUGGAAGCAGCACGGAGGACUCACUCCAUGUUCACGCACAGAUGGUGGAGAAUGAAGAAGACGGUGGUGGUGGCGGCGGCAGCAAUGAAGAGGAUCCCCCCUGCAAACACCAAAGCUGUGAACAGAAAGACUGCCAGGCCAGCAGACCUUGGGACAUCAGCCUGGCCCAGCCCGAGAGCAUCCGCAGUGACCUGGAGAGCUCUGAUACGCAGUCCGACGAUGUGCCAGACAUCACCUCGGAUGAGUGUGGCUCCCCUCACUCCCAAGCUGCAGCCUGCCCCUCAACACCCAGAGCCCCAGGUGCACCAAGCCCAAGUGCCCAUAUGAACCUCUCUGCCCCAGCUGAGGGGACGACUGUCUUGAAGCCGGAAGAUGCAGAAGCCAGAGUAUGAAGUGGAAUAAAUGCUCCUGUUCUGAGAAGCACACUUGUAACUGCAUCUUUUGGAAUCUUUUUGUGGGGGCAGGGAUUUAUGUAUUUUAUUUCAAAGAUUCUCUGGUCACAGGUUUUCCCCAGGGAAAUUCUGAGAAAUUUGCAAUUUCUUACCAGAGGAAACGUGGAAACUUUGCCCUUAGUUCCAUCCCCCGUCCCCUUUGCCCCCCCACCCUUUUUUAGUUUUAAUUUAUUGGUUAAACUGAUGGUGGCAAUCUGUGAGGUGUGUCAAAGAGUGUACAGAUGUAUGUGUGUAUAUUGUAUGUAUGCUAACAUAUUACUGAAGGACACAUUUUAAUAAAGAUUUCUGUCGUAAUUCAA